UUUUGAGAGUUGUUUUCUACCUAGGUUAAUUGUCUUCAUCAAUCCAUUCAUUAGUUUCCUAGGUUUGGAAAGUUUUACUUCUCAUUAAAAAAAAAAACUCGAAUAAUGGUGAUUUCUCAGGUAAGAGGUGGAAACAAGAUUUCUCAAGUCAAAGACAUAGCAUAAUUAUGUUCUGAAGACUGUAGUGGAAAAUCAUAAAUUCAUAGGUAUACAUGUCAUUGGAGAUUUCUGUGAUUUGGACAACCUUGAAUAACCUAUCAAAUUUGACACUUUCCAACAACACUCGAUUGAUUUUUCAAAAUUCGCAGUAAAACUCAAAAAUGGAGUAUCAUUCCAACUGUCCCAAACUACCUUGGAUGAUAGACUUUCAUCGUAACGAACAAAAAGAGGUUCUCAACAAUCAAUAUGGAGCUGCUUUUGCUGAGACCACCCUAGAAUACCUCAGCAGUCUCAAUAUCAAAUCUCAACCAUCGAUAUUCAGGUCAACCCAGGUGUUAUGCACAAUUUCAUCAUAUACCAGUUGCAAUUCCAUUGACGAUUUAUUGUCAGAAGGUAUGAGAGUGGCGAAGAUCGUGAACACGAAUAUCGAGAAGAUUAAGGAAGUUUUGUCCAAGAUAAGAGUUCUGAAUAGCAAUUAUAGUAAAAAGAUUGGACGACUGAAUCCUUUGGCGAUAGCACUAGAAGUUCAUGGACCUGAAAUACGAACUGGUCAGCUGAAACCACCAAACAAAAAACUUUACCUCGAAAAAGGCAGAUUAACUAAACUCACUACUGAGCCAGCUUAUGAAGACUUCGUGAACGCAGACAUGAUCUACGUCGAUUACGAAAAACUCCCAGAAGUGGUUCAACCUGGAGAUAAAAUCCUGCUCGACCGAGGAUCAGUUACUCUCACGGCUCUGGAAUGCGUUGAGAGCAUCGUUAAUUGCAUUGUAGAAAAAGCCGGAAUGCUCAUCAGUCACUCAUCGGUUAUAGUACCAAACGCUCCCAUCGAGUUGCCGCAAAUAUCAGCAAGUGAUAAGGAACUCAUCGAGUUAGCUAAAGGGGAGUGCGUCGACUUUUUAUGCGUUUCUGGAAUACAGGAUAAGGAGGGCAUCUUGACCGUCAAAGAUGUUUUGGGCCCAGGGGCAGAAAGUAUACAGAUCAUAUCGAAUAUUGAGACAGUCACAGCCAUUGAGAGCAUAGAAGGUAUAAUGGAAGUUGCUGAUGGGAUUUGCAUUGACUGCGAGAGGUUGAUGCUAGAGUUACCGAAAGAGAAACUGUUCUUGGUUCAAAAGUCCAUUUUGGCAAAGUGCAAUAUAGCAGGUAAACCAGUUAUAUCCACUGUUAACAUAAAUGACCCAAAAUCGGUCACCAAAUCAGAAUUCUCAGACAUAGCAAAUGUUAUCAUAGAUGGUACUGAUGCAUUACUCCUUUCACGGGAUUCUUCUACCAAAGAUGUCAUGUCGGCCAUCAAAUUCAUUUGUAAAGAAGCCGAACCCGCAGUUUAUCAGAAACAGAAAUCUAUUGAGCUAGCUCAAUCUAUCCCGUCGCCUAUGGAAGCCAUUUAUACUCUGGGAAUAUCUGCGGUGGGAUGUGCAUCGGCAACUAAUGCUGCGGCAAUAGUUUGCUUGACAUCAUCUGGGAGAACUGCCAAAGUAUUAGCAAGGUUCAGACCCAGAUGUCCAGUAAUAGUCAUCACUCGAUACCAGCGAGUAGCCAGACUACUUUCGAUCUACAAAGGUGUAGAAGCACUUCUGUACUUGAGGCCAUUUAUUGGUUCCUGGGAAGAAGAUGUCGAAAAGAGGGUCCAAUAUGGUAUUGCGUAUGGGAAGUAUAGCGGUUACAUCCGAAUGGGGGAUGCAGUCAUCACGGUUACGUCUUCUAGGCCCGAAUGUGGAUUGUCAAAUACCAUGAAAGUGGUGUAUGCGUCAGAAUUUGAUGCCCUACCAUUAGACAAACGUAAAAUCCAUAAAGUUUGUGUACAAGGGAAAAUAAAUAAGAACAUUGAUGAAGGGUACAUUAUAUUAGUAUAUGUAUCAAAUGAAUUGAAGAAACCGACCACCUUGACUCUGGGGCACGCGUGCUGUCCCAAAGUUGAACUGGUCGACCUCUACUUGUCGACUUCUUCUAUAUGUGACUCAGCCUUUGGCGAACUAAGUAAUAUACAUUCCAGCCAACACCACAUAGCGAUUCAAUGGCCCAUUGCUGGCACUAUUUUGUGGUGA
Phaedon cochleariae (mustard beetle) is the source of this 2204-nucleotide messenger RNA. The record is from the annotation of a GenBank genome assembly. Lineage: Eukaryota; Metazoa; Arthropoda; Insecta; Coleoptera; Chrysomelidae.